AUGGCGUCUUUUGGGGGCGUCUUCUGUGGAAUCCUUCAGUCCUGGUUCUGUGGAGACUUCCAGACAACGGAGCGGAACGAGGAGAAAGGAGAGGAAUCGGCUGGCGAGAAGGAGGAGGUCCGGAUGUUGGAGCAGGUCGGAGAGGGAGAGAGCGAUGUAGAGGAGGACGUGGAGCAUGGUCAGAUGGGCGAGGAGGGACACUCACUGUCUCUCGAGAUGGACGGAGAGAAGGACCUUAGGGGGGUGGAGGUGCAGGAGGGGGGGUUGGUAGGGGAGGCACAGGUGCAAGAGGUGGUGGUGGAGGAAAGACUAAAGGAGGAGGUGGGGGUAAAGGUGGAGCAGGAGGGCUUGGUAGGGGAGUCACAAGUGCAAGAGGAAAUGCAGGAGGAGAGACUAGAGGAGGAGGAAACAGGUGAGGUCAGGGUGUCAGAUGGAGCAGACAGCAGGAGCAGCUGUCCCUCAGGAUGGACGAGAUAUGGAUCUCGCUGUUAUCUUUUCGUCCGCUCUACAAGAACAUGGGCUGCGGCCGAGCGUUACUGUGUCCACUUUGGGGCCAACUUGGCCUCGGUGCACAGUUCUGGGGAGUAUCACUUCCUUCAGGAAGUGGUCAUAAGGGAGACUGGUGACUUCCCACCUGUUUGGCUUGGAGGUUUUGAUGCUGUUGAGAACCAGGUGUGGUUCUGGAGUGAUGGGUCCAGGUUUGAUUACCAGAACUGGGCCAGAACGGAGCCCAAUAAUUAUGGGGGCAACGAGGAAUGUAUGAUGAUGAACCAUGGAGGUGAAUACCGCUGGAAUGAUGCAGUAUGUGGAAAUCGUUUACCCUUCAUCUGCUCUUUAAAGCUCUUUUAA
This is a messenger RNA of Hypomesus transpacificus, 849 nucleotides long. Its product is annotated as ladderlectin-like. Bases 1 to 849 code for a protein of 282 amino acids. Lineage: Eukaryota; Metazoa; Chordata; Actinopteri; Osmeriformes; Osmeridae. The transcript has 6 exons. Gene Ontology annotation, molecular function: signaling receptor activity. The record is from RefSeq and is a predicted model, not a curated record.